UGUCUUGCGAGCAUAAUAGGUUAACAUAAGUCACACCAUAUCAUACAAAUUACUUGAAUUUUAUUAUAGUAUAAAACAAAAAUAUAAUAAAUAACUAUGAUUAGCAACAUUUGUGCAUUUUUGUUAUGUUGUUUUGCUAUAACGUCAAAUAUAAACAAAAUCGAAUCAGCAGGCAACAACAGGAUUAAUCCUACUCGAUUUUUUAUUCAAACGUCUCAUGAAAACUUUUUACGUGCCGUAAACAAUUUGAAAACGUUCAACAAACGUCCAAAAAUCGUUAUUACACCCGCUGACGAGAAAUUUCUGACAAUGGAAAAUGUUAACAACAUUGACGAUUACCGUUUAAAAUUAAAAAGCCGCGAUAAGUUAGAGAAAAAAGGUCGGGACAUCUUGUGCAGUUUUUGUGUAAUCGUACAAUCCAACAUAACGUGGUUGAAGAACACGGUGGAAGAGUUAAUGGGCGGAGAGUCUUUCAUCGAUAACGCGAGCAACAUAAUACGUCUCAAACAGGAAGCCGAAUUGAUAGUGGCAAUGUAUCCGGUGGAAAACCUUCAAACGGGCAAAUGGCUUUGGAGUUAUUUUUUGAAAUUGAUCGCCAUCAGACGGUACAUAAACAAUAAACGCUAUAUCCGCGAAAACCCGUUCGAAGACCACCAACUGCAAGCGGGUGUUUCGGAUUUCAUCGGCAAUUGUGUGCUCGAAAAAUACCUACCUCCUAGUGUAACUGAACCGGAUUUUGUUUCGAAAAACCCGAGGACGCGCGAUAAACUGUUGACCGACCUGCGCGAUUCCAAAUGGUUUAACGACUUUCCACUUGACCGCGACUACGACGCAAUGGUAGAGUUUCUGUACCUGAAACCGUUUUGGACAGACCAAAGACACCUGUUGUUCAGAGCAAUAACCCAGGGGUUCGAUGUCGAUUGGAGUGCGGUGAGACAACGGCACAGGGACGAGCUGGUCGUCACCAGGGAAUUCGUGGAAAGCCGCGCUUGGAUUCACAAUCCGUACGGUCGGCUGGAUCAUCAACGGUUGGUGAUCAAUAUUAUCGAAGCCCAGUACUAUUGCUACGUUUACGUUGUACUGUACGCUUAUGAAAAACAAGUAUCCGCACUGGACGAAGGGACGCUGGGAGAAGUCAAAGAACUCGUUUAUGCGGUCAUCAACGAAGCGCUGAACGUGUCGAUCAAAGAAGAAUUUCUCGUGCUCAUCAUAUCGGAACUCGAGUUGACCGAAAUGAGGAACGCCGACGACGUGAGAGACGUUUUGGCAAGAGUGAAGGCAAAGGCCAAUGCGCUGCUGAACGAUUUAAACGGUACGCGCACAAACCAAGUGGAUCGGAUCACUUUCGACGUCGACGAAGGCCAACUGACUACCGUCAGAUUUAUAAAGUCAAUCGUGUUGGAUUUCCAUUUCUAUUUAAACUCACUACGAUUCUACUGCGCACCGUUCUCAUAUAAAACGCUUUUACAUUUUAUGGACCAAGUCAAAUUGUCGGCUGCUCAGUACGUUUGAAUUUUUAAUCAAUAACACAAUGUUAAUUUAUUAAGUUAGCUUAAAUAAACUAUACGAAAGACUCUUAACGAAGAAUUGCAAUUUUUUGUCACGAGUUUCGUUCACGAUGAUUUUGAAAAAUUAAAAAAUAUUUACUUUUUAUAUUUAAAAUAUUUAACAUAAUUAAAACUAUAUGAGCUACCGUAUAGGGUUACCGAGAGCAUAAUAGGUUUGUAUUUAUUGUAUUAUACAUGAAAUACUUUGUUUUAUUUUAAUUAUCAGCAUAUCAUUAUUUAAAAAUGUAUUAAUAACAAAAUUUUCAUCUAUCAAGUUGUGUAGUGUAAUAAAAGAAAAUAAUCCAAAAGUGUCGCUGAAUAAAAAUUUAUUUAUU
Messenger RNA from Adelges cooleyi (spruce gall adelgid), 1882 nucleotides. RefSeq lists its product as uncharacterized. The coding region runs from base 97 to 1512 and encodes 471 amino acids. NCBI's taxonomy places the organism in Eukaryota, Metazoa, Arthropoda, Insecta, Hemiptera, Adelgidae. The transcript has 2 exons. The record is from RefSeq and is a predicted model, not a curated record.